This is a messenger RNA of Cantharellus anzutake, 1284 nucleotides long. RefSeq lists its product as uncharacterized. NCBI's taxonomy places the organism in Eukaryota, Fungi, Basidiomycota, Agaricomycetes, Cantharellales, Hydnaceae. The transcript has a single exon. Bases 1 to 1284 code for a protein of 427 amino acids. The record is from RefSeq and is a predicted model, not a curated record.
AUGCCACCACUGGCGGGUCGUAGCGAUCAACACACCGGCGAUGUGGACAGACAUAGUGCUUGGCGCCGGGGCUCUGACUCCCCGAGCACGCGCCUAUUGGAGCGUUCUCAGGCGGCCACUAUAUAUGUCCACCUUCAUGCUGAGAAUAUAACGAAAUUAUGGAGCACGACUCAAAAUCGGCGUUGGAUCGUUUCCCUACGACCACACCUCGCACGAUGUCUCAUGUUCACGCUUUACACUAACGACCAAGUCACCGCUCAGUCCAUCUUCCCCUUGCAAGCUGCCAUGCCCGAAUUGCGAUACAUCUCAUGGAAAGGAGAGCGCAAGCGACCUAUCCUUACCCCUGAUGCUACCCCUGUGACAUUCUCGCUUCUAGACAACGUAGAAGAACCAAACAUUUCGUUCUUGGAGCUGAACGUCGAUAAGACUUUAGCGAGUGUCCAACUUGAUGACUCUUACACGUCAAACCUCAAAAGUUUGCGGAUCAGACAUUACCCUGGGAUGGCUUGCCGUGAUGUAUUGGAUAUCGUGACACGGUGCCCAAAUUUAUGGGCGCUGAACUGGUUGAAUGACUUGGGAGAAGGUGAUUCCGGUUCUUCUGCUCUUUCGCCCGUUGUAUCGUCAUCGAUAAGAAUACUUCGACUGCAACUCGCAGCCGCUGGCGAGCCAGGCGGAAGCCUAUACAACAAUAUGUCACUUCCUUCUCUUCGCCACCUCGUCAUUGAGUCGGUGAGACACUGCACGGCAUGGGCGGACCCGAUGUUGUUAGGCACCGAUGGGAAACCACAACAUUAUCCUCUUCUGCGCACGGCGUGGCUGGGAAAUCGGGCAUUUAGUUCGCCAGCCAUCGUUGAUUUCCUUCUUGCGAAUCCGAGCGUCGAAGCAUUCGGGACAAAGAUACAUUGCACCACACCUGGGUUCCUCCACAUGCUUUGCGGGAUGGCUUCGUUGACACGUUGGAGGGAGAGAUUUCCAAAUCUCCGAUAUUUCUACUUAACAAAGGCAUCAGCCUCGCACAAACCCUUUUACGAAGGUGUCUCCAUGACACCGAGGGAGUGGACAGAUCUGAUGGCCACUACUGUUCGGGCAAUCGUCGAGGAGUACGGGGGAGCAACGGUGGCGAAGGAGGAUGGGUUGAUGAUUCAGCUGAACGAUGAGCUGUGGCAAAAGAAGGAGGAGCCGAGCGAAAUAUACGAACAACUUGCUCAGGAAUAUCCAGAUGUGGUAGUGUUGACCCGGUACAGCAAUUCGAUACCACGGCACUUCCGCUUGAAUUGUUGGUAG